Messenger RNA from Rhodofomes roseus, 444 nucleotides. RefSeq lists its product as uncharacterized. NCBI's taxonomy places the organism in Eukaryota, Fungi, Basidiomycota, Agaricomycetes, Polyporales, Fomitopsidaceae. The record is from RefSeq and is a predicted model, not a curated record. Bases 104 to 370 code for a protein of 88 amino acids. The transcript has a single exon.
CGCGGCCUGCCUGCGCUGGAAUGCGCCAGAUUUAUCUACAUUGUUUGUUGGUUGCGCCGGCCUGCGGGGUGCGGUCGCGGAUGUCUGUUGCGGCGAGCCGGACAUGUUCGACCACCGUAAGGACGAUCCAGUUCGGUUUUCAGUCCUAGCCCGACCACAGCCGUCACCAAACGCCGCAGCCAACCGCCCACAUGUUGACCGCCCGACACCGACACCCAAGUCCUCCGGAGACUUCGUCUCCGCCUCGUCGACGUCUUCCACCUCCUACAUCACUCUACACUCUCUCCCAACCUCACUCUUUCGUCCGCUACAACCGACUCCUCCGCGCCCUCGGGCCUUUUCGAUCGGCCAAGAGGUGAGCAGGAAGUAGGAGAGGAUGGUGUUCGCGAUCUCGAAGGUGCACCCGGAGCCCUCGUAGACGUCAAGACGGUGGCCUUGGACGAA